Molecule: messenger RNA, 219 nt
Organism: Haemonchus placei
Lineage: Eukaryota; Metazoa; Nematoda; Chromadorea; Rhabditida; Trichostrongylidae
Source: the annotation of a GenBank genome assembly
CUAGAGAGUAUCGACAUCGACAAGACCGGCAGUUCCAGCUUCUUCAAUACCACACUCAUUGAUUCCACGAACAAUGCGGAAAAACCCUUGCUCUCCCCAAUCGUCGUGCCACGAGUUAGCAAUAAUCCAGUAAUCUUUACCAUUUUCCUUUCCCCAACCGAUCAAUUUAACUGCAUGGGAACCUCGCACUCUGCCAGCGGUAUGCUUAUAGAUUACUGA